Nasonia vitripennis (jewel wasp) is the source of this 7287-nucleotide messenger RNA. RefSeq lists its product as uncharacterized. The coding region runs from base 1 to 7287 and encodes 2428 amino acids. The record is from RefSeq and is a predicted model, not a curated record. The transcript is spliced from 21 exons. Lineage: Eukaryota; Metazoa; Arthropoda; Insecta; Hymenoptera; Pteromalidae.
AUGGCUACUCUAAAGUGUUUAAUCCUCUUCGCUUUAGUGACAGCCACCUUAGCUACAGGACAGGACACACGCAGCUGUGCCUGUCCCACCACCGCUAGCCCCACUACUAUCGAAACCAGCACAGAUCCGACCAAAUGUCAGCGCGAAGCUGGUGACGAGCUGCUUACGGAUGUCAGUCUUCUCGCCAUCGUAGUGGCAGGAAAGCCAACCCUCGACAGAACCUACCCAGGCUACAAGAUAACCUGCAUCAGGAGCUACUCCAUUCUUGGCAGUUUGCAUAAUCUGUUAAACAUUAGCAUUGGUAGGGGCGGAUACUACUGCAACUCAGUUCUGCUAGAAGUAAACGUCGGCCUUGCCGGCCUUCUUGGUCGUUGCCAGGUCUACGGCAGAAGGCUGAAGGAUGGCGAAAUUGAUGGCUGCUCCUCCGGUAGUGGAACCACUGCCAGUGUCGCUACUCUCAGUCCACCCACGCCCACCGUGCCCACUGGAACCAGCACAGAUCCGACCAAAUGUCAGCGCGAAGCUGGUGACGAGCUCCUUACGGAUGUCAGUCUUCUCAAUAUCGUUGUGGCAGGAAAGCCAACCCUCGACAGAACGUACCCAGGCUACAAGAUCACCUGCAUCAGGAGCUACUCCAUUCUUGGCAGUUUGCACAAGCUGUUAAACAUUAGCAUUGGUAGGGGCGGAUACUACUGCAACUCAGUUCUGCUGGAAGUGAAUGUCGGCCUUGCCGGCCUUCUUGGUCGUUGCCAGGUCUACGGCAGAAGGCUGAAGCAAGGCGAAAUUGAUGGCUGCUCCUCCGGUAGUGGAACCACUGCCAGUGUCGCUACCGUCAGUCCACCCACGCCCACCGUCCCCACUGGAACCAGCACAGAUCCGACCAAAUGUCAGCGCGAAGCUGGUGACGAGCUCCUUACGGAUGUCAGUCUUCUCAAAAUCGUAGUGGCAGGAAAGCCAACUCUCGACAGAACCUACCCAGGCUACAAGAUAACCUGCAUCAGGAGCUACUCUAUUAUUGGCAGUUGGCACAAUCUGUUAAACAUUAGCAUUGGUAGGGGCGGAUACUAUUGCAACUCAGUUCUGCUGGAAGUGAAUGUCGGCCUUGCCGGCCUUUUUGGUCGUUGUCAGGUCUACGGUAGAAGGCUGAAGGAUGGCGAAAUUGAUGGCUGCUCCUCCGGUAGUGGAACCACUGCCAGUGUCGCUACUGUCAGUCCACCCACGCCCACCGUCCCCACUGGAACCAGCACAGAUCCGACCAAAUGUCAGCGCGAAGCUGGUGACGAGCUGCUUACGGAUGUCAGUCUUCUCAAAAUCGUAGUGGCAGGAAAGCCAACCCUCGACAGAACGUACCCAGGCUACAAGAUCACCUGCAUCAGGAGCUACUCCAUUCUUGGCAGUUUGCACAAGCUGUUAAACAUUAGCAUUGGUAGAGGCGGAUACUACUGCAACUCAGUUCUGCUGGAAGUGAAUGUCGGCCUUGCCGGCCUUCUUGGUCGUUGCCAGGUCUACGGCCGAAGGCUGAAGCAAGGUGAAAUUGAUGGCUGCUCCUCCGGUAGUGGAACCACUGCCAGUGUCGCUACCGUCAGUCCACCCACGCCCACCGUCCCCACUGGUACCAGCACAGAUCCGACCAAAUGUCAGCGCGAAGCUGGUGACGAGCUGCUUACGGAUGUCAGUCUUCUCAAAAUCGUAGUGGCAGGAAAGCCAACUCUCGACAGAACCUACCCAGGCUACAAGAUAACCUGCAUCAGGAGCUACUCCAUUCUUGGCAGUUUGCACAAGCUGUUAAACAUUAGCAUUGGUAGAGGCGGAUACUACUGCAACUCAGUUCUGCUGGAAGUGAAUGUCGGCCUUGCCGGCCUUCUUGGUCGUUGCCAGGUCUACGGCAGAAGGCUGAAGCAAGGCGAAAUUGAUGGCUGCUCCUCCGGUAGUGGAACCACUGCCAGUGUCGCUACCGUCAGACCACCCACGCCCACCGUCCCCACUGGAACCAGCACAGAUCCGACCAAAUGUCAGCGCGAAGCUGGUGACGAGCUCCUUACGGAUGUCAGUCUUCUCAAAAUCGCGGUGGCAGGAAAGCCAACCCUCGACAAAACCUACCCAGGCUACAAGAUAACCUGCAUCAGGUGCUACUCUAUUAUUGGCAGUUGGCACAAUCUGUUAAACAUUAGCAUUGGUAGGGGCGGAUAUUACUGCAACUCAGUUCUGCUGGAAGUGAAUGUCGGCCGUGCCGGCCUUCUUGGUCGUUGCCAGGUCUACGGCAGAAGGCUGAAGGACGGCGAAAUUGAUGGCUGCUCCUCCGGUAGUGGAACCACUGCCAGUGUCGCUACUGUCAGUCCACCCACGCCCACCGUGCCCACUGGAACCAGCACAGAUCCGACCAAAUGUCAGCGCGAAGCUGGUGACGAGCUGCUUACGGAUGUCAGUCUUCUCAAAAUCGUAGUGGCAGGAAAGCCAACCCUCGACAGAACGUACCCAGGCUACAAGAUCACCUGCAUCAGGAGCUACUCCAUUCUUGGCAGUUUGCACAAGCUGUUAAACAUUAGCAUUGGUAGAGGCGGAUACUACUGCAACUCAGUUCUGCUGGAAGUGAAUGUCGGCCUUGCCGGCCUUCUUGGUCGUUGCCAGGUCUACGGCAGAAGGCUGAAGCAAGGCGAAAUUGAUGGCUGCUCCUCCGGUAGUGGAACCACUGCCAGUGUCGCUACCGUCAGUCCACCCACGCCCACCGUCCCCACUGGAACCAGCACAGAUCCGACCAAAUGUCAGCGCGAAGCUGGUGACGAGCUCCUUACGGAUGUCAGUCUUCUCAAAAUCGCGGUGGCAGGAAAGCCAACCCUCGACAAAACCUACCCAGGCUACAAGAUAACCUGCAUCAGGUGCUACUCUAUUAUUGGCAGUUGGCACAAUCUGUUAAACAUUAGCAUUGGUAGGGGCGGAUAUUACUGCAACUCAGUUCUGCUGGAAGUGAAUGUCGGCCGUGCCGGCCUUCUUGGUCGUUGCCAGGUCUACGGCAGAAGGCUGAAGGACGGCGAAAUUGAUGGCUGCUCCUCCGGUAGUGGAACCACUGCCAGUGUCGCUACUGUCAGUCCACCCACGCCCACCGUGCCCACUGGAACCAGCACAGAUCCGACCAAAUAUCAGCGCGAAGCUGGUGACGAGCUCCUUACGGAUGUCAGUCUUCUCAAAAUCGUAGUGGCAGGAAAGCCAACUCUCGACAGAACCUACCCAGGCUACAAGAUAACCUGCAUCAGGAGCUACUCUAUUAUUGGCAGUUGGCACAAUCUGUUAAACAUUAGCAUUGGUAGGGGCGGAUACUACUGCAACUCAGUUCUGCUGGAAGUGAAUGUCGGCCUUGCCGGCCUUUUUGGUCGUUGUCAGGUCUACGGCAGAAGGCUGAAGGAUGGCGAAAUUGAUGGCUGCUCCUCCGGUAGUGGAACCACUGCCAGUGUCGCUACUGUCAAUCCACCCACGCCCACCGUCCCUACUGGAACCAGCACAGAUCCGACCAAAUGUCAGCGCGAAGCUGGUGACGAGCUCCUUACGGAUGUCAGUCUUCUCGAAAUCGUAGUGGCAGGAAAGCCAACCCUCGACAGAACCUACCCAGGCUACAAGAUUACGUGCAUCAGGAGCUACUCCAUUCUUGGCAGUUUACACAAGCUGUUAAACAUUAGCAUUGGUAGGGGCGGAUAUUACUGCAAUUCAGUUCUGCUGGAAGUGAAUGUCGGCCUUGCCGGCCUUUUUGGUCGUUGUCAGGUCUACGGUAGAAGGCUGAAGGAUGGCGAAAUUGAUGGCUGCUCCUCCGGUAGUGGAACCACUGCCAGUGUCGCUACUGUCAGUCCACCCACGCCCACCGUCCCCACUGGAACCAGCACAGAUCCGACCAAAUGUCAGCGCGAAGCUGGUGACGAGCUGCUUACGGAUGUCAGUCUUCUCAAAAUCGUAGUGGCAGGAAAGCCAACCCUCGACAGAACGUACCCAGGCUACAAGAUCACCUGCAUCAGGAGCUACUCCAUUCUUGGCAGUUUGCACAAGCUGUUAAACAUUAGCAUUGGUAGAGGCGGAUACUACUGCAACUCAGUUCUGCUGGAAGUGAAUGUCGGCCUUGCCGGCCUUCUUGGUCGUUGCCAGGUCUACGGCCGAAGGCUGAAGCAAGGUGAAAUUGAUGGCUGCUCCUCCGGUAGUGGAACCACUGCCAGUGUCGCUACCGUCAGUCCACCCACGCCCACCGUCCCCACUGGUACCAGCACAGAUCCGACCAAAUGUCAGCGCGAAGCUGGUGACGAGCUGCUUACGGAUGUCAGUCUUCUCAAAAUCGUAGUGGCAGGAAAGCCAACUCUCGACAGAACCUACCCAGGCUACAAGAUAACCUGCAUCAGGAGCUACUCCAUUCUUGGCAGUUUGCACAAGCUGUUAAACAUUAGCAUUGGUAGAGGCGGAUACUACUGCAACUCAGUUCUGCUGGAAGUGAAUGUCGGCCUUGCCGGCCUUCUUGGUCGUUGCCAGGUCUACGGCAGAAGGCUGAAGCAAGGCGAAAUUGAUGGCUGCUCCUCCGGUAGUGGAACCACUGCCAGUGUCGCUACCGUCAGUCCACCCACGCCCACCGUCCCCACUGGAACCAGCACAGAUCCGACCAAAUGUCAGCGCGAAGCUGGUGACGAGCUCCUUACGGAUGUCAGUCUUCUCAAAAUCGCGGUGGCAGGAAAGCCAACCCUCGACAAAACCUACCCAGGCUACAAGAUAACCUGCAUCAGGUGCUACUCUAUUAUUGGCAGUUGGCACAAUCUGUUAAACAUUAGCAUUGGUAGGGGCGGAUAUUACUGCAACUCAGUUCUGCUGGAAGUGAAUGUCGGCCGUGCCGGCCUUCUUGGUCGUUGCCAGGUCUACGGCAGAAGGCUGAAGGACGGCGAAAUUGAUGGCUGCUCCUCCGGUAGUGGAACCACUGCCAGUGUCGCUACUGUCAGUCCACCCACGCCCACCGUGCCCACUGGAACCAGCACAGAUCCGACCAAAUGUCAGCGCGAAGCUGGUGACGAGCUCCUUACGGAUGUCAGUCUUCUCAAAAUCGUAGUGGCAGGAAAGCCAACUCUCGACAGAACCUACCCAGGCUACAAGAUAACCUGCAUCAGGAGCUACUCUAUUAUUGGCAGUUGGCACAAUCUGUUAAACAUUAGCAUUGGUAGGGGCGGAUACUACUGCAACUCAGUUCUGCUGGAAGUGAAUGUCGGCCUUGCCGGCCUUUUUGGUCGUUGUCAGGUCUACGGCAGAAGGCUGAAGGAUGGCGAAAUUGAUGGCUGCUCCUCCGGUAGUGGAACCACUGCCAGUGUCGCUACUGUCAAUCCACCCACGCCCACCGUCCCUACUGGAACCAGCACAGAUCCGACCAAAUGUCAGCGCGAAGCUGGUGACGAGCUCCUUACGGAUGUCAGUCUUCUCGAAAUCGUAGUGGCAGGAAAGCCAACCCUCGACAGAACCUACCCAGGCUACAAGAUUACGUGCAUCAGGAGCUACUCCAUUCUUGGCAGUUUACACAAGCUGUUAAACAUUAGCAUUGGUAGGGGCGGAUAUUACUGCAAUUCAGUUCUGCUGGAAGUGAAUGUCGGCCUUGCCGGCCUUCUUGGUCGUUGCCAGGUCUACGGCCGAAGGCUGAAGCAAGGUGAAAUUGAUGGCUGCUCCUCCGGUAGUGGAACCACUGCCAGUGUCGCUACCGUCAGUCCACCCACGCCCACCGUCCCCACUGGUACCAGCACAGAUCCGACCAAAUGUCAGCGCGAAGCUGGUGACGAGCUGCUUACGGAUGUCAGUCUUCUCAAAAUCGUAGUGGCAGGAAAGCCAACUCUCGACAGAACCUACCCAGGCUACAAGAUAACCUGCAUCAGGAGCUACUCCAUUCUUGGCAGUUUGCACAAGCUGUUAAACAUUAGCAUUGGUAGAGGCGGAUACUACUGCAACUCAGUUCUGCUGGAAGUGAAUGUCGGCCUUGCCGGCCUUCUUGGUCGUUGCCAGGUCUACGGCAGAAGGCUGAAGCAAGGCGAAAUUGAUGGCUGCUCCUCCGGUAGUGGAACCACUGCCAGUGUCGCUACUGUCCGUCCACCCACGCCCACCGUCCCCACUGGAACCAGCACAGAUCCGACCAAAUGUCAGCGCGAAGCUGGUGACGAGCUGCUUACGGAUGUCAGUCUUCUCAAAAUCGUAGUGGCAGGAAAGCCAACUCUCGACAGAACCUACCCAGGCUACAAGAUAACCUGCAUCAGGAGCUACUCCAUUCUUGGCAGUUUGCACAAGCUGUUAAACAUUAGCAUUGGUAGGGGCGGAUAUUACUGCAAUUCAGUUCUGCUGGAAGUGAAUGUCGGCCUUGCCGGUCUUCUUGGUCGUUGCCAGGUCUACGGCAGAAGGCUGAAGCAUGGCGAAAUUGAUGGCUGCUCCUCCGGUAAUGGAACCACUGCCAGUGUCGCUACUGUCAGUCCACCCACGCACACUGUCCCCAUUGUUAGCCCUACUACCUCCAGCGUCACUACUAUUAGCACUACACCUUCCUACACUAGCAGCGAUCCAAGAAAGUGCCAGCGCGAAGCUGGUGAUAAGCUGUUAACUGAUGUCAGCCUUUUAAGUAUCGUUGUGGCAGGAAAGCCAACUCUCAACAGGUCUUAUCCAGGCUACAAGAUCACCUGCUCUAGGUGCUACUCUAUUCUUGGUGGUUUGCAAAAUCUGCUUAACAUCAGAGUUGGUAUUGGUGGAUACCACUGUAACAAAGUGCUGCUGGAAGUGAAUGUCAGCCUUUUCGGCCUCCUUGGUCGUUGCCAGGUCUACGGCAGGAGGCUUAAGGUUUUAGACGCAGAACUAAAGAACAGAUCCACAGCCCAAGCUGCAAGGACAUCUAGACUCAGAAGACUCAUCGCUGAAGGCUCCUGCUCGAGCAUACUAAGCACUCUCUUUAGUACACUUAAACUCGAUAAUAUAAAUAACUAUUACACAAUCAUAGGAGAUCUCAACUCGAGACAUCAUAACCUGGGCGACUCGGUCUCUAACAGCAAUGGCCUUGAACUCAGAAAUUGGCUUACCAAUAAUGAAAUAAAAUAUAACACAAAAACAAUCACUAGCCUUGAACCUACGUUUCCAAGAUCGAAUGUCUUCUUAGAUAUAGCUAUCACAGAUAAUAGACUAAACUCACUUAACACAAAUUUAGAAACACUUAACUACGAUAAUUCACCGCUGAGGUUUACAAACCCUCUAGAACUUAAGUCAAUGCUCAAGCGUAUGAGCAACAAAACCUCGACUGGAUUAGAUUAA